AUGAACGAUUCUUGCUUGGAGGAACUAGUACGCAGAGAUGACGACCUGAAGAAGACUAAAAUGAAAUCCAGAGAGGACAAGAAAAACAAAGCAGCCAGUGAAACAGGAAAACGAAUAGGAGAUUACGUGAUCUUAGAAGAUAAAGUAAUAGAAAAGAUAACUUCAAUUUAUGAUCCUAAACCAUACAAAGUUGUGACUAGGAAAGGACCAAUGGUAACAGCAAAGAGAAGAGAGUGGAAAGUGACCAGGGACUCGUCGAGGGUUAAACCUGUAACAUUUGAUAAACUAAACGACCCAGCGAAUGAUGAGGAUGAAGAUGACGCUGACUCUAGUCCUAAUCAUACACCAAAGACCAAAAAUCCAAGCAGUGACAAUAUAACCAUAGUUGAUGAGUUGAAGAAGUUUUUGAGGAAGAAGAAGACAACUGUUUCCCAUGCCAGAGGAAUACUUGUUGGAUGUGCUGAUGCUGGAAAAACAACACUACUGAAGCGAUUAAGAGGGCAGCCUCAAAAUGUCGGUGAAGACACAAAGUCCACCAGGGGACUGGAAGUCCAUCAACAUCUCUUCAUUGUUAGAAACAGACUUUUAGAAGUGAUUGAUGAUGACUCACCAUUGAAGACGUUUAUAAGAGUAAACGCUGCAGAUUUGAAACCAGACCCGAGCAGUACAACAGACAUCUCUGAUUCAAAUGAAAACAGGGACAAUUUGGAUCUGAAAAGCACUGAUAAAAACACUAAAGUAAUUUUUAGAAGAGAGGAAAAUAAAGAAGCGAAUGUUGAGUUAUCUAAUUCACAAAUUAAAAGCAAAGAAGAAGAGAAUACAGUAGAGAAAAUGGCGAGUGUUCUCUCCUCAGAAGCACAAGCAAUGGUGAAGGAUGAAAUUUUUCAGAAAAUUUUGUCUGAAAAAGAGAAAUUACCAACAGUAAGCAUGCUGGAUUUUGCUGGGCAAUUGGCCUAUUAUGCGUGCCACCAAAUUUACGUAACACCGAAGGCCUUUUUCAUCCUUGUGUUGGACAUGACUAAGAGGUUUGAGGAUGUUGUCAGUAAAGAGAAGGACAAUCAAGAAGGAUCCAUCUUCUCUGUGUGGACUUACAAAGACUACCUAAAGUUUUGGAUAACCUCAAUCAAGACAUUUGGAGGCACUAAGUCACCACUGUUUAUUGUUGUCACACACAUAGAAGGAAAAUCUACAAAUGAAAUAGAGAAGUAUUUUGAGGAGUUCUGGAAAACUGUACCAGACGAGGACAGAGAUUGGUUAAGUGAGUCUCUGAAUGAUCGGGAAUAUGCUGUGGGUCUAGUUGAACUAAAUGAAAAAUCAAAGGAAAUGCUGGAAUCAAUGAAAACGUCCAUAGUCGAACUAUUUACAGAUGAAAUCAAUACAAAAAUUGAAAUGCCUUCCUCGUGGGCUUUAAUGGAACAGUUAUUGUAUGAUGGAGCCUGGAAGGUUUUGUCGCUGGGCGAAAUUAAAAGGCUCAAUUCAUCCCUUCCAAUUGAAUACCAAAUUAAAAGUAAUGAGGAAAUAUCUAGAUUUUUAAAGUGUUUCCAUGACAAUGGUCUUCUUCUGUAUUUUGAAGAAGACAGAUUAAAGGAACAUGCAGUAAUAGACAUUCAGUGGUUUGCUGAUGCUUUCAGCAAGAUUAUUGCUGAUGAAAAUCAUAUCAAUAAAGAUUGUAAAAGGAGAUUGAUCAAACAGUGGAAAUCCUUCAACAAAACGGGGGAACUUCAAGAUAAAGUGGUAGAAGCUCUGUGGAAAGAUGAACCCUCAUACUUGAAACACAAAAGUGAAAUUAUGUCAUACAUGGAGAAGCUUCAAAUGCUGGUUCCUUUGAAGUCUUUUGGGGCGGUGUCAGAUGGUGGAAUGUCAUGGUAUGUCCCAUGUAUGAACAAAAAGCUUUUUAAAGCUGAUUUCUGUGAAGAUAAAUGGGAAUGCUCAUCCAUUUUAUGCUAUAGAUUCACUUCUUUUGCCAUGUUUGUGUUUUACAGACUUGUAGCUCAUUGUAUAAGUUUUCUAAGAUGGAGUGUUUCAAUAGACGAAGACAGUGAAGGAAGUCCAUGUCUUUAUCAAACAGCAGCAGUGUUUGAUCACAAGGAACACACUGUUGUUGUUGGCAUAUAUGAUGAUGAUAUCCAGUUGCAAGUAUUGAGAAUCACUCCAUUGACUGUAGACAAAGACAUAUCAAACGAAAUCGGAAAGUAUAUUGAAAAAGCCAUAGAAAAACUGACAGAAACAUUUAUUGGCACAAAAAUCUUCCAUAAAGGAUACAAAUGUCAAAACAUUAUUUGUAAUGAAAAAGAUUCAUCUUUCACCCUUGCAAGUGAGCUCUCCAAAAUCAAGACUGAUAAAGAAAUUCAGUGUAGGUGUCGACUUCAGGAGAAACACGUGAUAAAUAUACAAAGGACUCUGAGUUUCUGGGAAAAGGAACAACAAGCAGCGAGUAAAAGUGUGGAGGAAUCAGUUCCAUCAACUGAAUUGAUUUUGAAUGCGGUGUCCAGAAAAUUACAUGGAAUUUCAUCCUCCUUAGUGCUUGCUCAUGCUUUCGGAGUACAUAUGAAAGAAACCGCCAAUGUUGAAGAAGAUAGAUUUAGAAUUCUCUAUAAAUGGAAAUGCAAAAGUUCUACCGAGAAUCACCUUGAAGAGUUGGAGAGAAUUUUACGUGAAGCUGGAGAUGGAGAAGCAGCAGAUUAUGUUGGGACUUUUCAAGUGUCAGACUUUGAAUGUAGUGAAAUAUCAACACCUUCUCAGCCUGUGUCAGAGAGUGAGUUCGAUAUGUUAAAGGAGAACCUUUCAAAGGAUUACACACAUUUGGUGCGAUUUUUAGGUCUGCCACAUAUAUGUAUAGAACAGCUCGAGGAAGACGUUCCAUUUGUUAAAGAAAGGAUGCAUAAAUCUUUCUUAAAAUUGCAAGAAAGGCGUCCAAAUUUAAGCCGUCAGGACAUAUGUAGAGGUUUGACGUUCAUAGAACGAAGCGAUGUCAUUGAUUUGCUGAAUAAGCAAUGGAAAUCUAAAUAGGAAAUAUGGACACAA
Molecule: messenger RNA, 3024 nt
Organism: Saccostrea echinata
Lineage: Eukaryota; Metazoa; Mollusca; Bivalvia; Ostreida; Ostreidae
Exons: 7
Coding region: 1-3009 (1002 amino acids)
Biological process (GO): signal transduction
Molecular function (GO): protein binding
Source: RefSeq, a predicted model, not a curated record